Messenger RNA from Dentiscutata erythropus, 292 nucleotides. The record is from the annotation of a GenBank genome assembly. Lineage: Eukaryota; Fungi; Glomeromycota; Glomeromycetes; Diversisporales; Gigasporaceae.
GCAAAUGCCAUUGCUCUGCAAUAUUUACAUAUGACAACACUUUCUAUGGAGAUUAAUCAUAACAGGUUUGAAGAUUUCACUAUGCUAAGAAUUGGAGAUUCACUCAAUAAAGGCAAGAUUCCUCUAACGAGUUUUGAGCACUUUCUACUAGCUCGCGUUAAAGAAACUCAAAAAUGGCUGAUGAUAUUACUGUUAACUUUCGCAUCCAUGACUCAAAUAAUGAUGAUGUUCUCACAAUUACAAUUCCCAGAGAUACCGAAGUCAACACGCUCCAAGCUAGGAUCUGAAACCA